Molecule: messenger RNA, 734 nt
Organism: Vigna unguiculata (cowpea)
Lineage: Eukaryota; Viridiplantae; Streptophyta; Magnoliopsida; Fabales; Fabaceae
Product: small ribosomal subunit protein uS10y-like
Biological process (GO): translation
Cellular component (GO): ribosome; small ribosomal subunit
Molecular function (GO): RNA binding; structural constituent of ribosome
Source: RefSeq, a predicted model, not a curated record
UGCAGCAAUCUUCUGCUGAUUUAGAAGUGGGCCAGUGAAUGAUCCGGCCCAAUUGAUGAGGGCAUGAAAAACCCUAAAAAACCUGAAAUUGAAUUCUGAAGAGGCGCUUGAGAUUCUGAAACAUUCUGAAAGAGGAAUCAUACGAACACAAUGGCUUACGCUUCAGUAAAGCCCACUAAACCCGGUUUGGAGGACACUGAGGAACAGAUCCAUAAGAUCAGGAUCACCCUCUCCUCUAAGAACGUCAAGAAUCUCGAAAAGGUUUGUGCCGACCUGGUUCGUGGUGCCAGGGACAAGCGCCUAAGGGUCAAGGGACCUGUUAGGAUGCCAACCAAAGUUCUUCACAUCACCACCAGAAAAUCCCCGUGCGGUGAAGGCACCAACACAUGGGACAGAUUUGAACUGCGUGUGCACAAGAGAGUCAUUGACCUCUACAGUUCCCCAGAUGUGGUCAAGCAGAUUACCUCAAUCACGAUUGAACCUGGUGUAGAGGUCGAGGUGACCAUUGCCGAUGCUUGAUUUUGGCCCAAUUUUUUUCCUUUGCUAAGUUAUUUUGUAAUUUAUCCCCUUGGGUAGAAGUAUGUUGAGUCCUAUUCAUUUGGGUUAAUGCAUUUUUGGCGAUCAAAUUUUUGAAGUUGGAUUGUGGAGGGGGAAUUGAUUUGAUCGAUUAUCUUUACGUUCCGAAAUAUUCUCUGUUAAAUAUCUUUGCUUCAGAUAAAAUCUGGUGUGAUAAA